AAGAGGAACGACAUAGAUAGAAAUAAUAUGGAUAUCGACCUUUUGAAACUAAGUAAUUCUCUGUGGAAAAGGGAGACUCCAAAGACGUCGAAUAUUUCGAAAAUCUCUACGAGUCAAAAUCCACUCGCGGUAGAAGAGGAGCCAAUAACAGGGAGAAACGAAGUGGAGGACGAGGUAAUAUUGCUCAAUAAACGGCAAGCAUGGAAAAGAGAAAACGAAGAGCAAUUGGAAGAAGUUGCCUUCGGCGAGGACAUGAGAAAAGGGUUGAAGGACAAAGAAUUGUUCGAGAAACUGACCGAGAUAGAUAAGGAGAAGAGCUUAUCGGGGUCGGAUGCUGAGAAUAAACGAAAAGAUGGGAACGCGGAGACGAAUGUUUCGCCUAUUAGUUCGAACACGCGGCGAGACAAUGAUCUCGGGAUAAAAUACGAGGAUUGCGUUUCAUGCAACCGAAACAGUAAUGAUAGUUUAUCGGAGGAGGACAAGCUGAGGAUUCUUGAAGAAAGGAUAAACGUUUAUUCGGAUCGAUGAAAUUCUCCGCGCGAUAGCAAGGAUCGAAAGAAGAAAAAAUAAUCCUCUAUACCUGUGGAUUUAAUUUCACCCAUUUAUACAUUCACGACUCGAUUAAGAAUUAUUAUGAACCAUAAAUGACUAAAUUUGCGAGAAUCGGUAGAUUAGGGUACAUCGCACGCAAAUCAAGUUCUCGAUGAGCUUCAUCGAAAAGUUUCACGGUAAACCACAGCAAGGAUAGUCUCAAGGAAUGCCGAACAUCUUCAGAGGUAAUCAAACUUUCAACCGAUCGGAAGAGAGAAAACAGAUCAACUAGUACGAGCACAAAGACGGAGUCGAGAGAAAGCGAUGAUCGAUCUUUCUUUGGAUGAAUUUUUCUCGUAAUUAAUAAAUUUAAUUGUUUACACCCUCUCAAAUACAGAAACGCGGACAGUA
Hylaeus anthracinus is the source of this 942-nucleotide messenger RNA. RefSeq lists its product as uncharacterized. The transcript is spliced from 2 exons. The record is from RefSeq and is a predicted model, not a curated record. NCBI's taxonomy places the organism in Eukaryota, Metazoa, Arthropoda, Insecta, Hymenoptera, Colletidae. The coding region runs from base 28 to 528 and encodes 166 amino acids.